Molecule: messenger RNA, 1224 nt
Organism: Melampsora larici-populina 98AG31
Lineage: Eukaryota; Fungi; Basidiomycota; Pucciniomycetes; Pucciniales; Melampsoraceae
Exons: 3
Coding region: 1-1224 (407 amino acids)
Source: RefSeq, a predicted model, not a curated record
AUGAGCUGUUAUGUGGGACACAUCAAAGGGCAUCUGGCAAGUCUGCUUUUUCGCGCAAGCUGCAGACUACUUCCACCACUCAUCAAACAACGUGACAGAAGUGGGGUGCUUCUACAUUCACUACCCACUACCUUAAGACAAGUGAUCCCAAAGGGAUCUGCACACCUAGGAAACCGCUUCCAAGGGAUGGACAAAGAACCAGGCCACUCGGAUCAUACAAUUGUCAAUAUGGCUCAUAAUGAUCGCGUCAAAGCGUGUACUGAUCUUCAUGAAUCCUUAUGUGUGGUUGAAUUUCAGUUCCUUAUAGACCGGUCUUUGAUUGGCUUCGAUAUACCAAUCCGAUUUCCUACAUUUCCGAAUAACUUGAACUUUCCAUCGAUGGCCAACAAGAAGGGAAAAGGCUCUGGCUCCUAUUCAGUCACAUCGCCAACAACUGCAACCGAGAUACUCGCCAGUAUGCAAAAGAAGGGAGCGGCUGCAAGCCCAACCCUUGAUGACGUCUCACCAUCAUCCGAUCGCAAAGGCUCUUCCUCUGCCGAUGCUAAACAAGAAUCAUCGCCAUCUGACGACAAUCGCUUGCAUCCGUUAUGGCACGCUGUGCAAACCUUACCAGGAGCCCUUCGCAAGUUCCUCGAUCACGACUAUAUGAGCCAGAAGAAGUCCAUCAAGAAGUUAGAAUUCUAUCUAAUUCUAUUUCACUUCAACCCGGCCACCACGUCUCGUCCUACCCACCUCAAGGCUAGUUUGGUGGCAGAGUUCGAAAAAGAUUGGUUACCCCUCCUUAAGCCGUUUAUAUCUCCUGCUCCGCCUACUGAUAUGGACACGGAUGAAGACGACUUUGAUCCCUUGGCCUCCAGCACCACUCGUCGCAUGUUGAAAGAAGUCAUCCAGCGUCGAGCUCCUCACGCGCAUAUCGCUUCGGUUGCAAAGAUCGACGGUUUACGCCGACUCUACAAGCAAUACAUUGAUCCAGACCUUCAACUACCAAAAUCUACGGAAUUCACUCGCAAACCCCGUGCUGUCAAAGAAAAAGCUCUCAAAGGACUUACUAUCGAACAGCUUCGAUUUGCUAUACAAGCCCGCUCCCCGGAGGUCUUCAUUCAUACUGUCGGAUUAACCCGUCCUAUCUGUCUUGCCUUAUACAUUAAGUUUGUCGGUGAAGGGGCCGUUGAGCCUGAUAUUCUAAUUGAGGGCUUUCAUUACUCUAUCAUUGAGGACAUCUGA